This is a messenger RNA of Colossoma macropomum (tambaqui), 1083 nucleotides long. Its product is annotated as golgin subfamily A member 6-like protein 1. The record is from RefSeq and is a predicted model, not a curated record. Bases 1 to 1083 code for a protein of 360 amino acids. NCBI's taxonomy places the organism in Eukaryota, Metazoa, Chordata, Actinopteri, Characiformes, Serrasalmidae. The transcript has 5 exons.
AUGACAAAGUCAGUAGCUCCACAGGAGACGGAGCAGGAGAUGGAGCUGCGUUCCCCACCCAGUCCCACAGCCUGCAACUGCUUCCCCAAAAUCACCCUCUUCAAGAAGAAGGACAGAAUCCGGGAGAGGCAGAGGGAGGAGGAGGAGCUCCAACAGGCUCAGAGAGAGAGAACAGAGAUGGAGCUGAACAAGAAGGAAAGAAAGCAGAAGAAGAAGGAAGAGAAGAAGAAGCUGCAGAGUGCCAGAGAGACUCAUGAUGAGGAGCUGAUGGGAGUGGAGCAGGUUCAACAAGAGAAUGUCAUCAGGAAUUUGGAGGAAACAGUGAAGCAGCAUGAGAUGGAGAUCAAAAGAUUCCAGGAGAGAGAAGAAAGGCUGAAACAAAAGCUGGAGAAAAUCAGAGAGAAAAUAGCCAGGAAAGAGCGGAAGACUCUCAGAAUUGUUCAGAGAGAUGAAAAUCUGAAGAGAGAGCUGCAGGCCAUGAAGGAGAGGCUGGCCCAAAAGGAAAAACAGAGAGAGGAAGAAAAGAAGGUCACCAGCCAGAAAACAGUGGAAAGGAUAUUCACUGUAAGUGUACAAGAAAUAAUGAAGAUGGACAGAGAAACGGAAAACCAGCAAGAGGAAGACCAACAGAGAGAGAGGAGAGAGAGACAGAGAGCAAGAGAGGAAAUCCAGCAGGAAAGUGCUGGUCAGGAGCUGGACAAGCCUGAAGAGAAAGAGAAGCUCCAGGAAGCUCCAGUCCAAAGCUCCAGGAAGCUCCAGUCCAAAACAGAAGAUCUGGCUUCAGAGACCGAGACUCAGGUCCAGACCGAUGGAUCCACGAGUGGACAGACAGCCGAGGAGAAAACAGAGUGGAGCGGCCAUGACGGCGGGGGAGCAGUGUGCAUCGAGGUGGAGAACCAGGAGAUGGAGCCUGCAGCACGGAGCUCAUCUGGAAGCAGGAUGUUGCAGAGUGUGCUGUCCACAGUUCGCUCUUUCGUUCAGCGCCUGAGAUUGUAUUACUCAGCUCAGCCCAUUCAAGCUGAGGAAGAGGACAAGUGCAGGGGUCCUGACUGUAAAACUGAAGACCUGCAGAAACUUCAGUAA